Eimeria maxima is the source of this 2175-nucleotide messenger RNA. RefSeq lists its product as hypothetical. The record is from RefSeq and is a predicted model, not a curated record. The coding region runs from base 1 to 2175 and encodes 724 amino acids. NCBI's taxonomy places the organism in Eukaryota, Apicomplexa, Conoidasida, Eucoccidiorida, Eimeriidae. The transcript has 5 exons.
AUGACCGCACUGUCGCAGGGGCAGCAGCAGCUGUCAGCGCAGCUGUCUCCUGCAGCAGCAGCAGCAAAUGUAACCGCAGCUGCAGCAACAGCAGCAGCAGCAGCAACAGCAGAACCAGCAAACACUGCAGCAGCAGCAGCAGCAGCAGCAGCAACAGCAGCAACUGAGGCGGAGGUCUUAGCAACGACACUGCUAGACCUCGCACAAGAUAUAUGGUCCUGUCUAAGGAGAGACCGGCAGCAGCAGCAGGAGCAGGAGCAGCAGCAGCAGCAGGUUAGCAGCAGACCAGCAGCAGGACCAAAAGAGGUGUUGCAGCAGCUGCAGCAGGCUGUUGCAGCAGCAACAGCAGCAGCAAAUGCGCUGCAGCAACAAGACAGGCAGCAAGGUGACAGCAGCAGCAUCAUUAGGACUCCUCCUCUCAGCAGCCAUCUAAGCAGCAGCAGCAGUAGCAGCAGCAGCAGCAGCACUUGCAGCUUCUGCUGCAAGCCUGCUGCACCUUUGCUGCUGCAGCAGCAGCAGCAGCUGCGGCAGCAGAGAGAUUGGGGUUUACCUUCUCCAUUUGCUGCUUCUAGUUCUCCUGCUUCCUUGCAAUGGAGUAGCAGCAGCAGCAGCAGCAGCAGCAACAGCAACAGCAGCAGCAGCAGCGACAGCAACAGUGAACGUUUCCUGCGAGUACUGCCUUUGUGUCUUCCUUUCUUAUCCCUAGAAGAAAGAAUUGGAAGUGUAUCAUUAGUGAGUCGUGGUUGUUUACGUGUUGCAUGGGAUACACCAAUCGAGGCAGCAGACUUCUGCUCAGCUAAGGCACCAAGGUCUCCUCCCUUCAGCAGCAGCAGCAGCAGCAGCAGCAGCAGCAGCAGCAGCAGUAGUAGUAGUAGCAGCAGCAGGGAGGAUACUGGGUCAUCAUCGGUUCAACAACAGGCCAGCAGCAGCAGCAGCAGCAACAACAGCAGCAGCAGCAGCAACAACAACAAUAGUAGCGAAUCGAUUCCUGCAGCAGCAACAGCAGCAACAGCAGCAGCAACAGCAGCAGCAGCAGCAGGAGGAUCACCCGUCCACGUACCUGAAUCCUCGUCCGUAGCAACCCCACCAUCAGCACCACCAUUUGCAUCAUUAGUAGCCCAACAACCCCAACGACCUACAGCAGCAGCACGACCAUCAGCAGGAUCAGCAGGAGCAGCAGGAGCAGCAGGAGCAGCAGGAGCAGCAGGAGCAGCAGCAGCAGGAGGAGGAGGAGGAGGAGGAGGAGGAGGUCGGCGAUGCCCUCAGCUGUCGCGUUUAUCAUUAAGCUUUCGUGGUGCACAUCUUUGUUUGCUGCUGCCGCAGCAGCAGCGCAGCAGCAGUUGCUGCUUGUGUGGUUGCUGCACAUGUGAGGGAGCAGCAGGAGCAGCAGCAGCAGCAGCUGCUGCUGCUGCUGCUGCAGCACGAGGGCAACAAAGUACAACAGCAGGGCAAGGAGGAACAGCAUCAACAUCAGCAGCUGCAGCAACAGCAGCAGCAGCAGCAGCAGCUGCUGCUGCUGCUGCUGGUACAUGCAGACAGAAGCUGCAGGCAUUGAAGGCAGUAACAGAUUUAUCCAUCAUUGGAUUAAAAUCUCCUGCUGCUGUACAGGCACUACAGUCGAAGUUAACGGUGCAGCUGCUGCCUCCAGCAGGUGCUGCUGAUGUGCUGCAUUUGCUGCUGAUGCUGCUGGCAAAUGGUACUUUACAUGCAUCCAGCAGCAACAGCAGCAGCAGCAGCAGCAGCAGCAGCAGCACUAGGUGCACCUUAAGUGACAACAACAGCAGCAGCAGCAGCACUAGGUGCAUCAUAGGUGACAACAACAACAACAACAACAGCAGCAGCAGCAGCAGCAGCAGCAGGCGGUGGUCUGUGUCUGUAGAUCAGGCGUCAGGUUUAGAGUAUGGGGGGGCAUUAGCAGAUACAGCAGCAGGGUCGCAUGCAGCAGCAGCAGCAGCAGCAGCAAAUGGUUGCUGCUCCUUGCUGCAGCGCAGAGGCUCCACAGGAGACACCUGGGAGGUUUCACUGCAGCAGCAGCAGCAGCAGCAGCAGCAGCGGGAGGGGCUGGAACGACAGCAGAUGCAGCAACAACAACAACAACAGCAGCAACACCAGCAACAGCAGCAGCAGAAGCACCUGCAGCAGCAGCAGCAGCAGCAGAUCAAGGAUUAUCUGUAG